GAUGUGAUAGGCUCCUGCUAUGAUGUGAUAUUGUGCUCAUCUGACAUUUUGUUGGUUUACUAUGUAAACCUCGUGUGGUUAUUGAUUGAUGGGGUCAGGAAGCUCUACAAGGAUAAAUCACACCAAUAUGGCUGAAGUUGGAACGGGAAACUCCGUUGACGUCAAUUUUCGCGUUCAACAAACUUCAUUCGAUGCAAAAGGUGAAGCCGGAGCGAACAUAAACACGCAAACUGCAGAUGCGCACGAUAAUCUCGAUCCGAGCUUGACAUUGGCUUUGUUCAGCGAGAAACAUCCAGAGAUGUGUCCGAUUUUCACAGUAACUACGGAAAAUUUUCAGGCCUUGCAGGCAGCUCAAAAUGAUGGAAUAUUUAUCUCUCCAACCACGUUAACACUUGCACAAGGCUUGCACGAAAGCUACGUCCAAAUCAAGAAUCCAAGCGAUAGGGUGUUAUUAUCUGAUUUUGUUACGGCUUUGGGAUUUCCCGAAUUUGCCUAUGAAAUAAUUGUUCAAUGCAGAAUAAAUUACGAAGAGCUUACCUCUUGGGACAGGGAGAGGCAAAAUGUUAUCACUGUGCAGGGGACAGUAAAUGAGAUGACAAGUGCUGACAAGCAAGUUAAGGAGGCUAAAGAUGAUGACAACCAGAAAGAAUCACUGAGCUUGUGCCAAGAUAUCAUUACCAAGCUAGUGGGAGUGCUUUUGAAUUUCUCAGACCUUCAUGAUCAAUUCUGUGUAGCUUGCAGCAAUGUUGGCAUGGUCCAAAUUUUUGUUGAGAUGACAAAAGAACUCAAAGAUGCAAUUUCUCACAAUGUAAAAUUUGUGAAUCCCCAAACACAGCAUAUAAAAAAUUUCACAGUACGAGGCAGAAUGCUUUCAAGGAUCUUAGGAGUGCUUCAUAACUUGUCUAAACGUGUACCUACCAGGGUGAACUUUGCUGCUUGUCAGGCAUUAGAUACACUCAUUCCUCUUCUUAAGGCUGAAGUGGCUCUUUUUGGUGCCAAAUGUCUGCUUAUUUUGGCUUAUUUAAUUGAUGAAAGUAACAAUCACAUGAUCAUGGCAGAUGAAGGUCCUAUCAAACUUCUUACAAACUUGCUAAAGAUGUCUUUGUCGUAUUCAAAUCAUAGAUGUAUAGGCUUCUCUUCAUCAGAGCUUGCCGAAGGAUUGACACAAAUUGCAGUCAAUGAUAACAACAAGAAAAUGAUUGCUAAAUGUGGCGCCAUUCAAAUUCUUGUAAGGAUGCUCCAAACUGCAAAAGAUAAUGAGGAGAAACUCAAUGCAUGCAAUGCGUUUUGGACCUUGGCAUUUGAUGAGGAAAAUCAGAUGGAAAUUAAAGCCAAUGAACAGGCCAUAAGUGAACUUGAGAAACUUCUUACUGAUGAGAACAUUGAAAUACAGCGAGCUGCUGCUGGUGCACUAUGGGAAUGCAAUGGGAAAGAAAGAUAUGCAGAGGAAAAAAAGCAGAAAGUUGGAUUGCAACAGAUAACAGACGCCAAGCACGUUAUGAUCAGUUACCAAUGGGAUGUACAAAAACUCGUGGUUCAGAUCAAAAACAAACUUGAAGCGGGUGGCUUCAAGGUUUGGAUGGACAUCGAUGAGAUGGGUGGCUCUACUCUAGAAAGUAUGGCCAGGGCUGUGGAAAAUGCAAGUGUGGUGUUGGUGUGUGUGUCUCAGAAAUACAAGGAGAGUCCUAACUGUAGAUCAGAGGCAGAGUACACAUAUCAGCUACGCAAAGACGUCAUCCCUUUGAUGGUGGAUGGUAAAUACAGACCUGAUGGUUGGCUCGGCUUCAUUGUAGGAUCCAAAUUCUGGAUUGACUUCAGUGAGAAACAUAAACUGGACUCUAAUGUGACCAAACUAGUGAAAGAACUGGGAACCCGUGGAAAAAUUGAGGUGGUGGAAUCCAUUGUUCAAGCCGCGGUUGAGGAUGUUGUGGACGCCUCGCCUCACCCCUCCAUCAGAUCGUGGACAUGUAGUGAUGUGAAAACCUGGCUUAAGGCCAUAGGACUAGAGAAUAGGUUAGAUUCAAAAGCGCUGCAAAGACUUGAUGGUCGGAGAUUACUACGCCUGCACGAUCUUAGAAAGGAGAGUCCAGAAUUCUUUUACUCUUCCAUCAAGACAGAUUUGAAGCUUGGUAAUGUGUUUGAUGUUCUAGACUUUGUCGAUGAGUUGGAAAAUUUAACGGAAUAAACUCCGCAAGAUUCCGUGAUCACACGAAGAAACAGUAGUGCGCAUUCUGCUAAGCCCAAUUAUAUGCUAGUCACGCAUAAUGCACAGGCUUCGAAGGACUCAACUCCCAGUCUGAGUUACGUAGAGAACGACAGUUCCAACCCAUGGAAAGACCGUAAGGUUAAGAAGUCGAAAAACAGCGGGAAUAAACAAAAGUGUGAGACCAGCGAUGAUGUCCUGACAAGAAGCGUCAGGAAAACAACCAGAGAAAUGAUCAAUAAAUCUCUAGCUGAAAAGUAGAGGUUUUUCCUUUAUGGAAGAACAAGAUUGUCUGAUAUCAUGAAUUUUAAAUCAUGGAACAUCUUUGGGAUUGUAUGUGAUGGUGUAUUGGCGACUUCGAUCAGUUUUGAAACGUUCUCACCAUCUGGAUGCUCUUUUAACAGAGACGCCAAAAACGCACUUUCUCUCUUCCCAUUAGCCUAGCUGUUGAAGAUUUGCUGAUUGGGAUUUUAACGCAUUAUUUAUAUCGAUUCUAACAUUUGUACAGGUAUAACUUCCACCUACACUCUUGCUGUCAUUUCCUUGGAGAGAAUGUUUUCCCUCGGUUCGACUCGUGAUUAACAAAUCGGACUCCUGCUUCGCGGUCGUCCAAUUUGGUUAGUCACUCGUAUGAUUACAGACCAAACUGGACUCCACUCGGUCCUAUUACCUUUAUUAAUCGUCCAAGUAUCGUUUCUGAUAUUGCCUUUUUUUUUCUUACUAUGACAAAAAAUGCUUCCAAAUAUUUUAAA
Pocillopora verrucosa is the source of this 2955-nucleotide messenger RNA. RefSeq lists its product as uncharacterized. Gene Ontology annotation, biological process: signal transduction. Gene Ontology annotation, molecular function: protein binding. NCBI's taxonomy places the organism in Eukaryota, Metazoa, Cnidaria, Anthozoa, Scleractinia, Pocilloporidae. The record is from RefSeq and is a predicted model, not a curated record.